Trichomonas vaginalis G3 is the source of this 2547-nucleotide messenger RNA. RefSeq names its product DNA polymerase theta-related family. The coding region runs from base 1 to 2547 and encodes 848 amino acids. The transcript has a single exon. The record is from RefSeq and is a predicted model, not a curated record. NCBI's taxonomy places the organism in Eukaryota, Parabasalia, Trichomonadida, Trichomonadidae. Gene Ontology annotation, molecular function: ATP binding; nucleic acid binding.
AUGGCGUCACCAAAUUCGAGUGAGCCAGAUUUGUAUGAGAGCAUAAGUCCUGAGGGAGUGGCCAUCAGUAUUAAAGAAUCGAAGAAAAAGCCUCGCAAACUCUCGAAAAAGCAGAAAGAUUAUCUAAAAUCUUUAUUCAAAAAAUCUAUUACAGAAAUAGAUUAUGAAACAGACUCGAAAAUGAAUGAACUUGGCAUACCAGCAUUCUUGCAGCAUGCUUAUUUAACGGGCAAACCGGAGCCAAAGAUUACUCAACUAAGAGAUUGGCAGGAAAACCUUUGGAAAACACCUUCUUGGCAAGCGCAAAUGAAUACAAUAGUCCUUGUUCCAACAUCUGGCGGCAAAACAGUGGCAGCUGACCUUGCGAUGGCACAAGUUUUAGAAAAAGAUCCCACAGCUAAGAUCAUAUACGCAUUGCCUUUCGUUGCUUUGGCAAAUGAGAAGUACUCAGAAUACGAACAAAGGUUUUUCAACUUCCAAGUCCGCCCUUUUUAUCAAAAUAUCGGUGGAUCAGAUUUUAGAAGAGGCAAUAUAGCCGUAUGUACAUUUGAGAAAGCACAUUUUUUACUUAAUUCAGCGAUUACAUGCGGUUAUGCUAACAAAAUCAAGCUAGUUGUUAUUGAUGAAAUUCAUAUGAUCGGAGAUGAAAGCAGAGGUGCAGCUAUCGAAGCUCUCAUUAUAAAACUCAAUCUUCUAGAAGCAAAACCUCGCAUUGUUACCCUUACAGCUACAGUAAAUGAAGAAGAUGCGAAUAGAAUUGCGAAAUGGAUCAAUGGCUUUGCCUAUAUUUGGAAAUCCAGACCUGCUCCCAUCAAGCAGAUGGUCAAGAAACUCGAUGGCAGGCUCUGUACCAUUAAUUCCACAGGACAAAUUGUUCCAUUUACAAAAUUACAAAGUUCACCGGACGAUAAAGACCAUUUAAUGCCAUUGAUUAGGACACUUUUAAGCAAAAAGUGCCAAUCCACAAUUCUUGUUUUUGUCAAUUCAAGAAUGGACACUAUAAAGAUCAGUUCAUUGAUUGCCAAUCACAUGUAUGAUGAUACAAUACCACUUCCGAAGGUUCCUCCUCCAUCAGAUUCACUUUUGAAGAAAAGAUUAGAUUUGAUCAAAAAAAUGGCAGCUAAUUCCGGAUUCAUUGAUGAUACUACUGUUACAUGUAUCAAGAAUGGUGUAUUGUUUCAUCACGGCGGUAUCCUUUUAGAAGACAGGAAACUGAUAGAAGAAGCUGCGAGAUCCAAAAUCAUCAAUGUUUUAGUUGCAACAACAACUUUGUCAGCAGGUGUUAAUAUCCAUGGUGUAACAAGAGUCAUUAUACAUAACAUUUAUAGGCAAACACAAGACAACAGGAAGAAGUUGAUUGCGCCUACUCAAUACACACAAAUGAUUGGAAGAGCAGGAAGAUCAGGACAAGCAGGAGAAUCAUUUAUAAUUGCGAGAUCAGAAAGUCCUGUUGAAAUGAAUAAUAUCUUAGAACUUUCAAAGAAUAUUAUUCCUGACUUGAAAUCAAGUAUAUUAGAAGGAGAAGAAGCAGAUAGAUACUUCCUCCAAUGUUUAACAAUUCGUCUUCUUCCACCUGACGGAGUGAGAUCAUUUAUUGAGAAAUCAUUUAGUUUUAGUAGUAGAAAUGAUUUGAUUUCUGACAAUAAAACAAUAGAAAGUUAUUGUCAACCGAUAUAUUCCAGAUUGCAGAAUAAUAACAUGAUUGAUAGUAAUCAUAGAACAACAAAGUUUGGAAUGGCUGUUGCAGGAAGUUCAUUGAGUAUUGAAGAAGGAUUAAACAUUUAUUCGAUUUUGAAUCGCGCACAAAAAAGUUUGUGUAUUGAAGAUGAAGUUCAUUUAUUAUAUUUGUGUAUCAGUUCUAAAACAGCCAGUUCAAUCAGACCAAUUAGUUAUGAUUCCCCUCAAUGGAGAAAGAUCUUUGAGAACCAUCUCCAUGUCAUACAGUUAGUUACUCAAUUAAGUAAUGUUCAAAUUGAUCAUCUUCCUGAUCUCGCACAUAUUUAUGGAGGAAAUGGUCGUGUUAAUGAUGAAAUUGAUCAUUGCCUUGACAAAGUUAUGGUUGCUGUUAUUCUUCAAGAUCUUAUUAACGAGCGACCUCUUAAAGACAUCUCUUAUGAGUACAAAGUUGAUCUUGGAACAAUACAGAAAGUUCAGAUGGAAUCAGCAUCAUACGCAGGCCAAAUCAACAGGUUCUGUGAGAUUCUUGGUAAUGGUGUUUUGGCUGCAGCACUCAACAAAUUUAGACAGAGGCUUAAUUUCGCAGCAAGAACAGACAUUUUGAGUUUGAUGACAAUUCCAAGUUGUCCACGAGAUAUCGCAAGAACUCUUGCAGACAGAGGAAUUAUGUCUCCUGCAGAUUUAAGUUGCCUCAGCUUGAAUCAACUUGUCAUGAUCAUUUCAAGUGAAAACACACAAGAUAAACCAAAUCGAACACAAGAAGAGACAGAAGAAGUUGCUAAGAAGAUUCUUGCUGAUGCAAAAACAUUUGCUGAUUCACUUGAGAAAAUCGAAGAACUUGAAGACAAAGCUAUUGCUACAAUUCGUUAA